UCUUAGUGGGAUGGAGGUGGCAUCUACAAUCAUGCCAUUAGCACAUAAUUAGUGAUGUGUACCUCGUAAGGUAGUACUGUGAGAAUGAAGUCUGGUUUCUUUCAAGCUGUUGCGCUGGUCGUCUUGUGCUGUCAGUGUCAGUUCUGUGUUGAGUGUCACAAAUUCACCGACCAAAAACUGACAGUUGUUUCUGAGAAAGUUGGGCAGAACAACUUGACUUCCGGAGGAAAUGACGUAGAGCUUGACCUAGACGACACUGCUUGGGCAGGCGAAGUAAACAAAAUGGAUGGUCAUCGAUACGAUAGCGGUAUCGAUACUAGGGAUUACAUGAGUACUGAUUACCAAGUGGAGGAAAGUAUGGCGGAGUCUGACGACUACACACGUGUGGAGAAAACGUCAUCGGAUCACGUUACCAUGCUCCCACCACGUGACACAUUUCUGUGUCCGCCUUGCGUCUGCUUAAAACAAGUGUUGACCUUUGCCAACUGUACUUCAACGAGAUUGAAAACCAUCCCUCAAGGUCUGCCUCAGAACAUCACCACCCUCGACAUGUCGCUCAACAACAUGGCCGUCUUCAACGUCACAAACAUUCAGCGGUAUCGAUUCCUGUCACGACUUGUCAUCAACCAUAACCGAAAGUUGACGAGAAUCGCCUACGUCACGCGAGCCAAGAGCGUGUCCCUCGCUGAGCUGGAUCUACAGACGAAUCACAUCACGGCGGUAGAAGACAACAGCCUCGCGCUCAUGACCAGGCUCCGCAGCUUAAACCUGCGCGGCAACAUGCUCAGUAACAUCACCAACUUCACCUUCGCUGGUCUAGUUAACUUAAACGUUUUAAUCGUGUCUGCGAAUCAAAUCCAAUUUAUUGAACCCGGCGCGUUCGAGCAGUUAAAAAAUCUUCAAAUUUUAGAUAUAAGUUGUAACGUAAACUUAGGUUACAAGCGGAUGUUUCCUUGGGUGUUCGCUCCGUUACAAGGACUUCGUCAGCUUUUUAUACACGGGUCGUCUCGGUCGGAAGAGGUCGACUACCCCAACAAAAUGCUCGGAGAGUUGAAAAACUUGGAAAUGCUUAGCGCCGAUGGACUUCCGCGUCAGGCUAUUUUUGGACCGGAAGUGAAGACACUGACGAACUUAACGGAGCUCAAACUCGGAUUGAGCUCCCGAUGUGCUAUUAAAAGCCUCACCAAAUCUUUUUUCACCAAUCUUCCUUUUUUGAAAUCCCUGGAGAUGUACCACUGCGACCUGGCGAGGGUGGAGGAGGACGCGUACGAGUUGGUUAACCUCACCCGUCUGUCCUUGACCUACAUGGCGAACUACGACCUCGUCACGGCUUUAGAUGACUUAAAGUAUUUACAUAACUCCUCGCUGAGAAGUCUGAGCUUCAUCCACCUGUACCACUCGUCGUACCCGUGUCGUUUUUUGAACGGAAGUCAAGCCGUUUACCUGCGGAAUUUUCCGUUGGAGGAACUAGACCUGACCGACAACCGCCUAGCUUUGCUGACGGGGGACUUCACUAAUUCUCUGCCCGUGACAAUACGGAAACUUGUACUGGCCAAUAACCGUUUCACUUUCCGACAGCUGUCGUUCGUCUUCGUAAAUCUGAAGCAUCUCCACGAACUGGACGUCUCUCAGCAAAACUAUUUCAAGGACUUCGCCCCGCGCUGGGGAAAACAACAUUGCAAAGUGUCGUCCGAGUCCCAAUCCACGAAACGAUUGGCUGCUUGUUCGCGCAUGCGCGAUAUCCAACCCACGAUAUCUGUUAACAUUUCCGGCGCGAAUCAACGUUCGUGUAACCAGUUUACUGAAGCAGACGGUGAAACAACCACCAAUGGACCGAUAUUUCCGAAGAGUCUUAAAAUCAUCAAAGCCACUCAUUUCAAUUCGUUCGGAAUGCUCAUCCUAGACAAAGAAAAACCUGGACCGGAAGAUAUCGACGUGUCAAACAGUUUUUUGUCGUUGUGGGGAUCCGGAGUCCUCCCGUCCGGAAUUCGCCGGGCCCGGCUGUAUAACAAUUACUGCACGAAAAUUAAAGUCAACUUUUUCCAGAAAAACAACUCGUUGAGUUACCUGGACAUCCACGACAACUUCCUGGGUCCGGGUUUCGCCGAAGACGUCACCGGAUCGAUUUUUGAGCACACAAGGCACGUGCGACACUUGGACAUGCGCAGAAACUUAAUCUACGCGCUGCCUAAAAUGUUCUUUAAAGGCCUGACGAACAUCGAGGUAUUAAUACUUUCCGACAACAAAAUUCAGGUUCUAAAUUGUAGUUUUUCAACCAUGAAGAAACUAACAUAUGUUGAUUUAAGCCGGAAUUCUAUUUCGUGGAUCAGCGAGGAAGUGAGGAAUGAAUUUGAUGAACUGUCCCAAAACCGGGCAUUUUUUAUUGACCUGAGUCACAACCCUCUACCUUGUACAUGCUCAGGGAUAGAUUUCCUCCACUGGAUGUCUAACACUAAAGCCGUGUUUUUAAACACACGUAAUCUCUUCUGCCAUCGAGACUCGGGAGAGAUGGUGAGUAUAGGUGACGUCAGUCUGCGACUGAAAGCGCUCCAACAUCAAUGCGCCCCCAAAACACUCGCCAUCGUCGUUAGCGUUGUAUUCACAUCGACGUCUGUUACAUUUCUGCUGCUGGCUUUGGCGUACCGCUUCCGGUGGAGGCUGAGGUACCUCUGGGCAAUCACCCUGGUCAAGCUGAUCGGGUUCGAACCGUCGAAGACCGCAGAUCUCGACUACAAGUUCGACGCGUAUCUAAUUUAUUCAGACGAGACACGUGAAUUCGUGAUGCACGAGUGCACGCGCGAGCUGGAGGAAAAACGAGGUCACAAAAUCUGCUUCGAGGAACGGAACUUCAUGCCGGGUUCUUUGGUCGUGUCGGACAUUGUCAGCGCCGUGCAGCACAGCUUCAAGACGGUACCGGUCAUCUCGCCGGAGUUCUUCGCGGAGACGUACACCGAGUACGCCCUGAACAUGGCGUCAGAGAAGGAGGCGCACAGCCGCAGGCGCGUCCUUCACCUUUGUGUGUACCGCCCGCUGAACGACGACGCCAUCCCACUUCCGCUGCUGGCUGUCAUGAAACGAAACGACAUCACGGAGUUCCCGCCUGAAGAGUUCGCCAACGUGGAGACGAUCCAGGUGUUCUGGGAUCAGCUGUCGAGGGCUAUCGGUCAUGGCGGAAACGCUGAAGACGUUAAUGAGCAAAUUGGUUAAGAGGUGGUUCAAAAUUCUCCUUAAUUAAAUCUCAGCAGUGUCUUAAUGAACCGGCAAGCUUUUUUUAACCAAAAAUUAAUUUGUCUCGGCUAUUUAGAAUACAGGUUAAUUACAUGGAUAGGGUAUGACGGGCAGGCAAUUAAUGCCAAGUCCGACUUCAGCUCUUAUGAACUAAUGCGUGGUUUAGGUUGAAGUAUGGACUACGCGAGAAAAGGGACCCUAGACAAAAGACCCCCCCCCCCUCCCCGUCUUACUACCUAAAUAGCAAAAGCAAUUUAGCGACCGACCCCCCUGUAAGUUAAAGUUCCCUUUUAGAAUCUUGCUGUCCAUGGGGCAAGUGAAGUAGAGUUCACCUGUUUCUGCGAAUUCAGCAUUUGCACGGAUAGUGCGGUCAGCCACCUUUACUUUCCCUAACUUGACUUGAACCGGAUUCGAACUCGAGACUUUGAGCAGUUGAGCGAUCUUUCGCUAAGCCACGCCGUCCCAUACCGGUGACUGUACUACUACAAUUAUAGAAUUUUUCACAAUGUUCUUAAUUUGAGUUUAUCCCACCCAACCCUGUGGCUCAGUCCACGGACAGCUUUAACCAACUUCACCACCUCCUUCCAUUCAGAUGUUCCCUGUCUUCUCCGUCCAAAAUUUCACCCCAAAAAUUUAGUGCAUUAAAAAUUAAAAGCUUAUAGCCUACUUAUUUCUAUUUCCAUGUCAAUUCCUGAUUUUAAAUUCUGUUAUAAAAAAAAAAAAACAAUAGUUUGAUGAGCUAUUUCUAAAGUUCGACUUUCAAUAUCUGGACCCAAUAAAAACAUGAAUAUCUAGUCUAAGCGAGUAGGUCUACAUUUAUUUAAUCUGUGGACUUAAUUGAUCUAUAUAACAAUGAUGAUUUAUAUUCCACGUUUUCUUUAGUUUUGAAUUUUUAUUAUUAUUAUAAUGUACAAAUCUU
Physella acuta is the source of this 4147-nucleotide messenger RNA. RefSeq names its product toll-like receptor 4. Gene Ontology annotation, biological process: signal transduction. Gene Ontology annotation, cellular component: plasma membrane. The record is from RefSeq and is a predicted model, not a curated record. Lineage: Eukaryota; Metazoa; Mollusca; Gastropoda; Physidae. Gene Ontology annotation, molecular function: signaling receptor activity; protein binding.